Molecule: messenger RNA, 3204 nt
Organism: Dermacentor silvarum
Lineage: Eukaryota; Metazoa; Arthropoda; Arachnida; Ixodida; Ixodidae
Gene: Moe
Product: moesin/ezrin/radixin homolog 1-like
Exons: 14
Coding region: 196-1977 (593 amino acids)
Biological process (GO): regulation of organelle assembly; positive regulation of protein localization to early endosome; regulation of cell shape
Cellular component (GO): microvillus; adherens junction; filopodium
Molecular function (GO): cell adhesion molecule binding; actin binding
Source: RefSeq, a predicted model, not a curated record
AGCGUCGCGAUAACUGUUCCUUGCGGCGCGGAGUUGGAGUGUGCGGCGGUCUGCUCGCGCAAGGUGCUACACGGGGAUUGCCGGAGAGGAUACGGUUCCUAAUCGGAUUUGUACGGCGCAAGAGGUGCAGCGACGACCCCGUACCGAAAUUACCCCCUUUUUUUCUGCCAGUGGACAGCAGGCAACUAAAGCAAGAUGCCGAAACCGGUGAACGUGCGGGUGACCACAAUGGACGCGGAACUAGAGUUCGCGAUCCAGGCGAGCACCACUGGGAAGCAGCUCUUUGAUCAGGUUGUCAAGACAAUAGGCCUUAGAGAGAUCUGGUUUUUUGGCCUCCAGUACACAGACAACAAGGGCUACAUCACAUGGCUCAAGCUGAACAAAAAGGUGCUCAGUCAAGACGUGAAGAAGGAAAACCCCUUGCUCUUUAAAUUCCGUGCCAAAUUCUACCCUGAAGACGUUGCAGAGGAACUUAUCCAAGAAAUCACUCAGCGCCUCUUCUACUUGCAAGUCAAGAGCGUCAUCCUGACCGACGAGAUCUACUGCCCACCAGAAACGUCAGUCCUCUUGGCCUCCUAUGCAGUGCAGGCUAAAUAUGGAAACUACUGCCCAGACAUCCACAAGCCAGGCUGUCUAGCCAACGACAGGCUGUUGCCUCAGAGGGUCAUGGAUCAGCACAAGUUGACCAAGGAACAGUGGGACGAGAGGAUAACGAACUGGUGGGCAGAGCACAAGGAACUUCACAGGGAUGAUGCUAUGAUGGAAUACCUAAAGAUUGCCCAGGACUUGGAAAUGUAUGGCGUCAACUACUUCGAGAUCAAGAACAAAAAGGGCACUGACCUCUGGCUUGGUGUCGAUGCCCUUGGCCUCAACAUCUACGAGAAGGACGACAAGCUGACACCCAAGAUUGGCUUCCCUUGGAGCGAAAUCAGAAACAUCUCUUUCAACGACAGGAAGUUUGUCAUCAAGCCCAUCGACAAGAAGGCUCCCGACUUUGUGUUCUUUGCCCCCCGGCUGCGAAUCAACAAGCGUAUUCUGGCAUUGUGCAUGGGCAACCACGAACUCUACAUGAGGCGCCGAAAGCCUGACACCAUUGAGGUGCAACAGAUGAAGGCACAGGCUCAAGAGGAGAAACUGGCCCGCAAGCAGGAAAGGGAGAAGCUUCGCAAGGAGACGGAGGCCCGCGAGAUGGCCGAGAAGAAGCAGCAGGAGUACGCCGAGCGACUGCGCCAGAUGCAGGCCGAGAUGGAGCAGCGGCAGCAGGAGCUGACCACGGCGCGGGACACCAUUGUGCGACUCGAGGAGCAGCUGCGGCAGGUACAGGCCGCCAAGGAGGAGUUUGAGCGGAAGCAGCGCGAGCUGGAGGACAUGAUGCGCAAGCUGGAGAACGACAAGCUGAUGGAGACCGAGGAGAAGUCGCGCCUCGAGGAGGCCAUCCGCGAGAAGCAGAUCGAGGUGCAGCGCAUGCAGGAGGAGGUCAACACCAAGGACGAGGAGACUCGCAGGCUCCAGGAAGAAGUGGAGGAGGCCCGCCGGCGGCAGCAGGAAGCUGCUGAGGCGCUGGUGCAGGCGUCGAGCACACCCCAGCACCACCACGUGGCUGAGGCCGAGGAUGAGGGCGAGAACGACGAGGAGCUUGCCAACGGGGAACUGGGUAAGCGGGGAAGCUGCAGCAGCGAGGAGGAGCCCGCCUUGCCACUCACCGCCAACGGUGCCGAGUUUACGAACCACGAAAACGAAGAUGUUCCACGACCUGAAGAGGAGCGCUCCACGGAAGUCUCUAAAAAGAAGGCACUUGGGGACCAGCUUGAGAUGCUGAGCAAGGAGCUGUCGGCCAUGAAGGACGAUGCCAAGCUGACUCGCAACGACAUCCUGCACCAAGAGAACGUCCGACAGGGGCGUGACAAGUACAAGACGCUCCGCGAGAUCCGCAAGGGCAACACGAAGCGCCGCGUAGACCAGUUUGAGAACAUGUAGACACACACCUUUCUUCUACGCACCCUCCUCAGUCCCCACGCCCCUCCCCCCUACAGUCUUCCAUACAUACCCCUCCUCCUCCUGUGCGCUUCCCCCAUUCCGCCCCUCCUUCUCGACACACUCGUUCCUUCCUCCAUUACCCCAGACGUCGUCCCCGUCAUCCCUUAUUUUUAUUCUUUGUGUGCACAGCAUGCAGAAAUCGCGAGGAAAUGUUUUGUCAUCGUCGUUACGGACACAUUUUCCCCCCCCUGUUCGUUGAGUGCGUCAUCGCCGCUACGUCAACUUGCUUUUCCUUACCUGGCGUGCUUAGUUUAUAGACUGUGAAGCAAGCAUUCCAGGCUUGAGGAGCGUUGCUAUCUUGCGUGGGAGGGGGGCCUGUUGGUGUUGAGGGGUGCGGAGGGGGGAGGGGGGUUGGGGCGCUGUUGAUGUCGAGGGAUGAAGGCAGAUACAUGCUUAGCAGUGCCGUUGUUGCUAGUGCGGUAGGGUUGGGAGAUGCGUGGCGCGUUGAGGCUGUUAUACCUGAGGGCUCCAAGAGCCCUCACCGAGUUCGUUUUUUUUUUACAUAAGGCAGGGUCAUGGUCGGUGCCUACAAAGAUCUUGUUAGCAGCGUGCACCACAAUCGUUUUUUACAGUCUGGUUCGCGCUAACUUUUGUACGGUCACUAGCCGAAUGGUGGCUCCCUCUGCCUUUUUCCCUCCCAGUGUAGGAUUGUUAACAUGUUUGUGUCUGUCUUUUGCUACAUGCUUUGUACACAGACCUUCUUACUGUGCUUUUCGAAGAUCUUUAUUAGAACUACUACUCGCGUUAUGGAGGUAGCACAACUUUUUUUUUCCUAUGACAGUAAUCGGUGCCCCGUAAGAAUUGUGCCUUCAGAGGAGUUUUCGGAAAGCAGGCUAGGCAAUCAAGGUGCUUUAUCGCUCAACAUUUGGCAUACUCCUUACAUGUUGCGACAUUUUUUUCAAGGAAGAGGGCGUGUUGAUGCUGUUGCCACUUCUUUUCUCCUCUCCAGACCUGCCCGUUCUUCUCAACGAAGUAUUGUUUACUUAGACUGUUGUGGCAUUACUUUGUUUUGUGCUGUUUAUGAACCUUUUUUUCUUUCUCUAAUGUGCAUAACCUCUGGAGAGACAAUAUCCUAGUGAAACGUGAACUGGUUGGAGGAACUGUUCAUAAAUUAAAACUAUUUUUUUUUCUGAGCCAAAACAAAUAAAUGAAGUCCAGUUUUAUAAA